GUGUUUAAAUUUCUAGCCUUUGUUUACUUGAUUUUGGCUGCUCGGUGUCUCACACAGGGAUACACAAGGAGACGUGCAUUUAACCUCCUUGUUACUGGGUUUAGCCUAUACACAGUCCCGGCAGGCAUUGCCCACUAAGUCCCGCUAGUCUCACCAACUCUGAUGGCUCUGGUGUUGCGACAUCCGCGCUGCCACAUGGUGAGUUUUGUUUUGGAAGCCGUUCUCUCCGCGAUUUUCUCCGGACACUGAGGAACAGGUGGAGGAGGACCGGGGAGGAAUUCCACUUUUUCACAUCAGCAAAGUCGGAACAUGCACAAGGGAAAGCGCGCGGCUUCGUCCCCUCUGCAAUAGCAACAGCUGAUUUGGUGAGCGCGUAAGCAGAGAGUGCAGGCUACUUACUGUCGGUGCACAGCCAGCUCCUGCUCUGUCACUCGGGCUCAGACGGUGACUGUGUCGGUGGCACAGAGCGCGGCCACUCGGUAGACAUUACAGUACCGGGACAGACUCAAGAGAAGCAGCGCGCACCGACAGGAGAGCUCAACCUUGAUACCCACGAUUUUCAUGGAAAUAUCAAGAGUUGAAACCGAACAUAAAAACUUCGCAUGAAGAAGUCGGGAAGCAGACGAAUUGGAUUAUACGGCUCUGUCCUCCUUUGCAUCGACUGAGAAGAGUUGACUACAAAUUUGAAAAAAAAAGAAAAAAAGUUUAGCGGGCAGCAGGCCGUGUAUUAGGGCUCUCAUGCUUCCGGUGUAAGGCCCAGCUGAACAAGAAACCGAGCAGCUUUCUCUCUCACACACACUUUUUUGGAAGCCGAACUUUUCAGAGUGGAAAAUGGGUCUUUGAGAGUGUUGGCACAUUUCCCUAUACCACAAUGGCAACCGAAACCUUUCUGUUGAACGAAGAACCCUCCAGAGGUCCUGGGAUGCCUGAAUGCUUUGUAGUAUCAGAUUCAUACAGGGAUGAAUUUCAUCCCUUCAUUGAGGCCCUCCUCCCCCAUGUCCGUGCCUUCUCAUACACCUGGUUCAACCUGCAGGCGCGUAAGCGCAAAUACUUCAAGAAGCACGAAAAGAGGAUGACCAAGGACGAGGAGCGCGCGGUAAAGGAUGAGCUGCUGGGGGAGAAGCCAGAGAUCAAACAGAAGUGGGCCUCGCGCCUGCUGGCCAAACUCCGCAAGGACAUCCGGCCCGAGUUCCGUGAGGACUUUGUGCUCACCAUCACGGGGAAGAAGCCCCCCUGCUGUGUGCUGUCCAACCCCGACCAGAAGGGUAAGAUCCGCCGCAUCGACUGCCUCCGCCAGGCUGACAAGGUGUGGCGGCUGGACCUGGUGAUGGUCAUCCUGUUUAAGGGCAGCCCCCUGGAGAGCACGGAUGGGGAGCGGCUGGUCAAGUCGCCCCAGUGCUCCAACCACGGCCUGUGUGUCCAGCCGCACCACAUUGGAGUGACGGUCAAGGAGCUGGACCUCUACCUGGCCUACUUCGUCCACACACCAGAACAAUCAGGACAGUCGGACAACUCAAACCAGCAAGGAGACACAGACGUCAAACCCCCACCAAAUGGCCACUUGAGUUUCCAGGACUGCUUUGUGACUUCAGGGGUGUGGAACGUAGCUGAGCUGGUCCGCGUGUCACAGACCCCGGUGGCUACAGCGACUGGCCCCAACUUCUCCCUAGCCGACCUGGACAGCCCUGGAUACUAUAACAUCAACCAGGUGACCCUGGGACGGCGCUCCAUCACCUCCACCCCUUCCACCAGCUCCAACAAGCGCAAGUCCAUUGAUGACAGUGAGAUGGAGAGCCCGGUGGACGAUGUCUUCUACUCAGGCCGUUCCCCGGCGGCUGGCAGCAGCUCUCAGUCCAGCGGUUGGCCUAAUGAUGUGGAUGCAGUGCAGCACCAUUUGGCCAGUGUGCAGGAGAGGAAGAUUAAGCAUGAGAGCGAUGGAGUGCAGUUUCCUUACCAUGGACUGUCAUCGCCUGGUUCUCUUAAGAAGCCGGGGAAAUUCGAUUUCAGCGCCCUGUCCUCCCAGACGAGGUCCCCCCGCAUGGCGUUCACCCACCACCCACUGCCAAUGCUGGCGGGAGUGAGACCAGGGAGUCCUCGUGCUUCAGCCUCGGCCUUGCACUUCCCGUCUCCCUCCAUCAUCCAACAGUCUAGCCCCUACUUCACCCACCCUACCAUCCGCUACCACCACCACCCUGGACAGGACCCCCUGAAGGAAUUUGUGCAGUUUGUCUGUGCUGAUGGCUCGGGGCAGGCCGCAGGACAGCAUACUCCACGCCAGGCACCACAGCUCCCAACAGGUUUGUCGGCAUCGGAUCACGGGACAACAACUUUCUGAACAUCCCGCAGCAGACACAGUCUUGGUUCCUCUGACAAGAUCUGUGUACAAUCCAGCAACUAGAAUCCUUUCUUUACAAUCGGAAAUAGAAAAACAGAGAAACAGCACGCAGGAUAAUAAUUGUCCUCCAACCAACCCACCGACCGGCCCUGACAGUAGGUCUCACCUGAUACAAAAUACAACCAAGCAACACAGGAAAUUGCAACAGCAUGACACUCUUAGAGGAACUCUGGACUCAUUUACCCAGUCAUAGGGAGGACCCGUUUUAAGCAAAGAUGGAUAGAUGGAAAGAUGAAUAGAUGGACAAGAGGAUGCCAGGAUAGAGAAGGAGUAAGGGGACAAACAGCAUCAAGCAGGCAUGUCUCCUGAAAAACCAACGAACCAGCACAACACAGCAGCAACGCAGGAGGAACCUGAGGAUGAAAAAGUGGUCAACUUCUCCUACUUCGUGAGGCCGCAUUGUGUAAUGAAUGGCAAAGAAAAUCAACUGUCCAACAAAAUCAGAUUUUCCAGAUGAAGCAUUUACCCAACAAAGCUACACCCACCAUGAAUCCGCAGCCUGAUCAAAGCAAAGACACAAUUAGGUUUCCAAUGAAAGCGGCAGUCCAUGCUCCUGUUAUGCCUGUCGUCACCUUAAAAACAAAAUCAAAUUUUCUCUCUCUCCGAAUGACCAUUGACUGUAUAAAGCCCCCUUUUUACCCUACUACUAACUAGAGAGAGACCAUGCCAAAACAUUUCUCGAUUAAGGGUUGCACUACAAGCUGAAUCAAUUAACACUAAUCUUAACGAUGUGCACUAUUUACCUACAAGGCAUGGGAGGUAAACCAGACUUGCCUAUCAAGAGUUUUAAAGAGGAAAAAUCAAGGUACAAGAAGCCUUCUCGUGUCCUCAACCCCCAUCGUUCAGUUCGACAAAUCAUUGGCCUCCGCUCAUUCUCACAUUUCCCCGCUCAACACACACUCACUACAAUCUGUACCAUGACCACAGCAUGUAUGUACAAUUGAAAACACACACACAGUUGCCCAGUCUCACCUUUUAGAUUGUAGUAUUUAUAGGUGGUGGUGUUGUGUUAUCAUAUUUUCAUUUUAGAUGCACAUACAGUAAAGCCCAGUGAAUCUCUCUGCCUAUUUGAUCGGACAUCCAAACCACCACACACGCUGGAAAAUCACAGUGUGUGUACAUCAUUACUGACAGUUUCCACAACUGUAGACAGCAGCUCUUGAUUCCCCUUUGUGCCCUCUUGUAAUGUAGAUGAAUGAUUUUGUUCUCUUGUGUGUUCUCUUAUUUGAAUUUAUUCCUUUCGGAUUUGUACUAUUUUAUAAUUGUUUUAUAUUUGAAUGACAGCACCUUAUAGAGAAACACAGUAAGAAGUGGGAUGUGGAAGCGGCAUAGACAGGGUGGUUAGCUGACCCAGAUCAAAUAGUAGCUGCAAAAACUUAAAGGAAAGGUUUGACAUUUUGGGAAAUAUGCUUUUUCGCUCUGUUACCAAGAGGUACAGGAGAAGAUUGAUGCCACUCUUGUGUCUGUACGGUAAAUAUGAAGCUACGACUAGCAAACGUUAGCUUAACUUAGUGCAAAGACUGGAAACACAGGGAAACAGCUAGCCUGACUCUGUCCAAAGGUAACACAAUCAACAAACCAGCACCUCGUUUACUAAAUCCAUACAAAACCUUAGCUUUAAAAACAACAAAUUGCCAUUUUGUGUUGGUUGGGACCUGGCAGCUGGUCACGGCCAAGAAAUAUUCUGGCGCUCAACCCUUUUAAAAGCAGUCAAUUGAUGUUUUUACACUUUGGUUUUUAUCAGGAUCAAACAGUGUGAAAUAGUGGUGUGUAUGCAAUUCAGAAAGUCCGUUUUGAGUGAGAGAUCUGUGAAUCUGAGGGCUUCUCAGAUGCCAGAACACUGCCCAACAGUUUAUAAUAAUAUGGGAAGAUUUUACAUCUUUGUGAAGUUAUCACAGCAUCAGUUAUUUUACAUUUUGUUGCACUGGUCACGAGGUAAACACCGCAAUUGCAGCGUUUACAUUUCAAAGUAAUCCCGCAGCAAUGCGUGCUUGCAUGUAUUUUUUUGGCCGCCACAGCGCCUUACCAGAUGAUGUUGCAUUGUGUUGUAUUUGUUACCGUUAGAGAGGGGCAGGCUAGCUGUUUCCCUUUGUUUCCAGACUAUAUGCUAAGCUAAAUUA
Messenger RNA from Xiphias gladius (swordfish), 4515 nucleotides. RefSeq names its product nuclear factor I/Xb (gene nfixb). Bases 872 to 2335 code for a protein of 487 amino acids. The record is from RefSeq and is a predicted model, not a curated record. Gene Ontology annotation, biological process: regulation of transcription by RNA polymerase II. The transcript is spliced from 12 exons. Gene Ontology annotation, cellular component: nucleus. NCBI's taxonomy places the organism in Eukaryota, Metazoa, Chordata, Actinopteri, Istiophoriformes, Xiphiidae. Gene Ontology annotation, molecular function: DNA-binding transcription factor activity, RNA polymerase II-specific; RNA polymerase II cis-regulatory region sequence-specific DNA binding.